AUGUUGUCUCGUCAAGUCGCUUCUUCUGCAAGAACCAUGUCCUCUCAACGUUUCUUUAGUACCGCCUCUAUCGCUGCUUCCGAAGGCAAAGGCCAACCUUUAAGCGAGAAGGAAAAGGCUCACGAAAACCAGUGGGCACAAAAACACGACGCUGAGAAGUUGCAAGCAUUGCGUAAGGCUUUGGAAGACCAAGAGAAGGUUACCCAAAAACUCAAGCAGGACCUUGAGAACCUUGAGAAGGGCAAAUCCAGCUAA
This is a messenger RNA of Lichtheimia ornata, 255 nucleotides long. RefSeq lists its product as uncharacterized. The coding region runs from base 1 to 255 and encodes 84 amino acids. NCBI's taxonomy places the organism in Eukaryota, Fungi, Mucoromycota, Mucoromycetes, Mucorales, Lichtheimiaceae. The record is from RefSeq and is a predicted model, not a curated record. The transcript has 2 exons.